GUAAUUUAAUUACACGCUCGUAAAGCAGCACAAGCAGUUUCGAAAACAAAAUAUAUAAAAUGGCUUUCAAGGUUAUUUUCGUUCUUGCCGCUUUGGUUGCCUGCGCGCAUGCCAGACCCGGCGGCCCAGCGGCCUACUCCAUCUCCGCGCCCAGCGUAGACCACGCCUCCGUGGGCAGCUCACAGGAGCACACCGUCAAGGGUCACUACGGCCAGUCCUCGCAGUCGGAGUACUCCAGCGCCGUGCAGACCGCGCAUUCGCAAUCGCACGUGCAACGUUCGAGCAUUAGCAAUGACGCCGCGCUCGCGCCACAUGUUGGUGGUCAUGUCAUCGCCGCCGCCGCGCCCAUCGCUCAUGCCUAUGCCGCGCCGACCGCCUACGCCGCGCAUGCGUACACCGCCCCAGCGGCCACCAUCAGUCAUGGCUAUGCGGCACCUGCUCUAGCGCUGGCGCACUCUGCGCCCGCUCUCUCGCAUGGCAUCACCUACGCCGCGCCAGCUGCGAGCUAUCACGCUCCGGCUUACAGCGCGAGCUACCACGCUCCUGCCUACAGCUACGCAGCUCCAUCAUAUAGCUACCAGGCGCCAGCUAUACAGUAUUCCGCUGCCACCGCGCCCGCCGCCUUUGGACAUUACGCCGCCGCUCCUGCCGCUCUCUCGCAUAGCUAUGUCGCUGCUGCGCCCGCUGCCACCUUGAAAUAUGCUUCGGCACCCGCUUAUGGAAUCCUUGGACAUGGUUUACCACUCGCUGCCCCCGCCUUGGCACCACUCGCUGUUAAGACCCUCGCCGCACCCGCUUUAGUGCAUACCGCCGUCGCUGGGCAUGGCGUGCAUUACGGUUACUAGGCAGACACAGUUAAGCGAACCGGAGCGUUGGGAGCGACGGAGAGUAGGAGUGAGUGAGAGAGCAGCCGUAAUGAGUGGAGACGGAAGCGCUGAACGCGAAGCGACAGCACGCCAACG
Molecule: messenger RNA, 962 nt
Organism: Bactrocera tryoni
Lineage: Eukaryota; Metazoa; Arthropoda; Insecta; Diptera; Tephritidae
Product: cuticle protein 16.5
Exons: 6
Coding region: 60-845 (261 amino acids)
Source: RefSeq, a predicted model, not a curated record